AAGGAUCAGAGUUUUAUUUUCCAUAUAUUCUUCCUAUUUAGAGAGAAGAGAAGAAGGAAGGCACGAUCAGAACUUUCUAUACAAAGAGAUACUCAAUAGCACCUUUAGAUAUUUUUAUUCUUUCUUCUUCUUCUUCAACCAACAACAACAGCUAGGAUGGGUGCUGGGGAAGGUAGAGUUCUUCUGCAUAGCAAUGACGAUCACAAUUUUGUGUCGAUGGAAGAAGGGUUUGCUGAUAGGGAGUUAUCAGUAAUGAAUUCUUCAACACCGCUUAAUCAUGUCUAUGUAAAGAUUUCUAAUGAUUCAAAAAUCAAUAACAUUAGUGUUAGUAAAGGAAGUAUUGAUCCGACAGAUGUUGCUAUGAAGCCGCCGCGUUUAGUUUCUCUUGACGUGUUCAGAGGACUCACGGUGGCUCUUAUGGUACUUGUAGAUCAUGUCGGUGGUAUCAUACCUGCAAUUAAUCAUUCUCCAUGGGAUGGUGUUACUCGAGCUGAUUUUGUCAUGCCGUUCUUCUUGUUCAUUGUUGGAGUAGCGCUUGCGCUUGUUUAUAAGAAAUUGCCGUGCAGAGUUGAUGCAACUAAGAAAGCUGUACUUCGAGCGCUCAAACUUUUUCUCUUCGGAGUUGUGCUUCAAGUAGGUUAUUUACAUAGAAUCAACGAUCUAACUUUUGGUGUUGAUAUUCUACAAAUUAGAUUAAUGGGUACCUUACAGAGGAUUGCAAUAGCAUAUUUAUUGACAGCUGUAUGUGAGAUUUGGCUCACGAGGGAUGACGUUGUGAAAUCAGGACGAUCUAUGCUGAAGAAGUAUAAAUUCCAGUGGAUAUUCGUUUUGGUGCUUACUGUUACGUAUACUGCACUGUUGUAUGGGCUACAUGUUGCUGAUUGGGAGUACCGAAUUCCUAGUGAAAACUCUUCUUUCUCUUCAAACAUUAUGUCGGUGAAAUGUGGAGUUCGUGGAGUCACUGGACCUGCCUGUAAUGCUGUUGGAAUGAUUGACCGUAAAUUGUUAGGCGUUCAACAUUUAUAUAAGAGACCAACCUACGCUCGGACAAAGGAAUGCAGCAUGAGCUCGCCAGAUAACGGCCCACUUCCACCGAAUGCACCUAGCUGGUGUCAAGCCCCAUUUGACCCGGAAGGAAUUUUAAGUUCUGUGAUGGCAAUUGUUACCUGCAUGAUGGGUCUCCAUUUUGGGCAUGUAAUUGUACACUUCAAGGAUCACAAGGAUAGGAUAUUAUCUUGGACCAUGCCUGCUGCUGGUCUAGUCAUUGCGGGAUUCAUUUUGGACUUCUGUGGGAUUCACCUAAACAAAGCGCUCUACUCUUUUAGCUACACAUGCGUUACCGUUGGUGCUGCGGGCAUUCUUUUGGUUGGAAUUUAUGUGAUGGUUGAUGUACUUGGGUUUCGAAAACCAGCACUGGUUUUUGAAUGGAUGGGGAAGCAUGCUCUGGUGAUUUAUAUCCUUGCAGCAUGCAAUGUUUUGCCUGUUCUUUUACAGGGUUUCUAUUGGGAAAAACCAGAAAACAACUUUUUGAAAUUACUUGGUAUUGGCCAAACAUAACCGAUUCUAAUAGUAUAGGGUGAAUUAUGGAAGCAUGAGCAAAAAGCGAAGCAUGUCUUCUUAGGGUACUGCAAAUGUAAAAAGAGAUUCAAUACAGUUUUGGAGGUUAGCUCAAAUUUUAUCCGUAGUAGAAUGGGAUAACAGCGGUCUGGUCUGUCCAAUUAUAGAUAACGCUUUCACAGUUCCUGUAAAAGUGUCACUUAAUGAAGCCUCCAUUCCUUGUUUUCAUUUAGUUAAUAAAUCAGCUCUUUGAGCUUUGCUUACCGGAAAAAGGCAUUAAAAAGCCAAACAUGUUGUUAUGUCGAGAGGACAUACUCUUAACAUGUCAAAAAUAAGCUUUUGAGGUAAAA
Molecule: messenger RNA, 1907 nt
Organism: Papaver somniferum (opium poppy)
Lineage: Eukaryota; Viridiplantae; Streptophyta; Magnoliopsida; Ranunculales; Papaveraceae
Product: heparan-alpha-glucosaminide N-acetyltransferase-like
Exons: 1
Coding region: 157-1557 (466 amino acids)
Source: RefSeq, a predicted model, not a curated record